AUGGGACUAGCCCUGGGACAGCAGCUCCGCAACUCCACCACAUCUUCCAGCUGCAACUCAGAGAACAGGGCCCUCCUCCCGUCCUUCAUCUGCAUAUCUAUCCCAGGGCCCGAACCCUCAGUGGUCUUUGGGGAAGGUGGUUUAGAGGCGGCCUGUACCAAGCACGCUGCUCACCCGGACUCUUGUCUCCUAGCAGCGCCCCCUGGCUCGCCUUCAUCAUUCUGGACAUCCGGGGUCCCGCAACAAGCGCGCAGCACGAGUCGCCAGCGCUCCCGAGGCUCCCCUCCGAGCUCCUGCGUGCCCUACAAGGUCCACGCCCUGGCAACCUUCGAGUGGCUGGCUACAAGCCAUGCCAGCCGCCUGUGGGAGCAGCUGCAGCAGUUCUGGGCCGAUCACAUCUCGCGGCCCUUCUCGCCACGGCGGCCGCCGCUGCGCCGCAUGUCUUCCCUGUCCACCUUCUACCUGAUGGACCACAACACACGCCAGGCAGAGCUGGGCCUCGCCUACGGCGCGCCGCGCAUGCGCCUCAGCAACCAGGCCUUCCUGUUCCGCGGCGGCCGGUGGACCACUGAGGGCCCGCUGGCGCGGACGCGGUCGCCGCUGCUCUCGCGGACCGCCUCCAGCUGGAACGCUCAGGUGCAGCAGACCAAGAGCCAGGUGUUGCUGGAGGAGAACAACUACCUGAAGCUGCAGCGGGAACUGCUCAUGGACAUGAUGACUGAGGCCAUGGCGCGCAUGCACUUGCUGGAGAAGAAGCUCAACCCCGAGGUGACCCCGACGGCUGCGGCGCCCGCCUGGCAGAGGAAGAUGCGCAAGCGCGCAGGCGCCAGCGGGGGCGUGCUCAUGAUCCCGUCGUGCGUUUUGGAUUCGCAGUGACGAAAUAAAGGCCGCGCUACACAUGCGCGCCUCGCGCCUCUCGCCUGCCACUCUCCCCGCGCUAGACUGGCUCCCGCGGUUCCCUGGGCCGUUGUCUGCGCGGCCUCGGGGACUGCCCCUCGGUGCUGGGUGUCGGCAGGGGACGCAAGCCUAACCUGCCUAAUUUGGGAGGGUGCGAUGGGGCUGUGGAGGAGGGUCUGCGCGUGGCUCUCCGGUAGUGCGGAGUGGAAGCAAGUCUUGCCGCCGACAUAACCCAGCUAGGGCGGAGUGGCGAGUAAUGGCCUUGCAGGCCAUCCAGAGACGGGGGAUCUUGCUGUGUUCCUCAGGCUGGUUUCGAACUCCUGGCCUCAAUUGAUCCUCCUGCCAUGGCCUCUCAAACUUCUGGGAUUACGGGCGUGAGCCACAGUACCCGACCCAUUGGGGGCUUUUAAAGGGAAGAAAUGGACCCUGAAGCCUGACAUGGGAUGUUUGAGUGGAUGUACCAAAGAACCUUGAGCCCCCAGAGUCCCCUGAAGCAUCCUGGCCAGCAGAAGCUGCCUUCUUCCCAUUGAUAGAGGAGGACAGCUUCAGCCACCCUGGAGACAGUGCAGAGAUUUCCCCGUUAUAGGCCUAUGGGAAGGUUUUUCAUUCCUGGCAUCUUGAGGAAAGGUUUGGCCAUGUGACUUAUAUGACUAAUGAAAUGUUGGCAGAAGGAAUGUGUGUCACUUCUGGGCAAAAGCCUUUAAGAGCCAUAGUGAUGAAUCCAGAUGGCAGAGGCGUCAUUCACCUCCUGU
This is a messenger RNA of Rhinopithecus roxellana (golden snub-nosed monkey), 1649 nucleotides long. RefSeq names its product chibby family member 3 (gene CBY3). NCBI's taxonomy places the organism in Eukaryota, Metazoa, Chordata, Mammalia, Primates, Cercopithecidae. The coding region runs from base 1 to 876 and encodes 291 amino acids. The transcript is spliced from 5 exons. The record is from RefSeq and is a predicted model, not a curated record.